This is a messenger RNA of Hydatigera taeniaeformis, 345 nucleotides long. The record is from the annotation of a GenBank genome assembly. NCBI's taxonomy places the organism in Eukaryota, Metazoa, Platyhelminthes, Cestoda, Cyclophyllidea, Taeniidae.
AUGCAUUUAAGUGUGUACCGCGCUAAUGCGGAAUCGCACAGUUGGCUGGAUGACACUGGGACAGGGACAAUGGCACCAGGACUCACGCUGAUGGUGACACUGACAAGUAUUUUCCUUCAGCUCACCCUGUCAGCUCCAUCAACGAAGGCAACAUCAUUAGUGACAAUCGAGGUAGAGGAAAACUCCAAGUUGAGUCCGGCCGUUCUUUCGUCAGCAGUAUGGAGAGCGGUCAAGGAUACUGCUAAGAAGGUCGGCAAAGCAAUCAAGGAGUUCGUAGUUAACGAUGUUGUCGAUAGGACCUACACCACUGUGAAGAAUUGGGCUACGUGGCGUUUCAGCAUGUAA